Molecule: messenger RNA, 1372 nt
Organism: Spinacia oleracea (spinach)
Lineage: Eukaryota; Viridiplantae; Streptophyta; Magnoliopsida; Caryophyllales; Amaranthaceae
Product: thymidylate kinase
Exons: 6
Coding region: 270-1073 (267 amino acids)
Biological process (GO): dTTP biosynthetic process; dUDP biosynthetic process; dTDP biosynthetic process
Cellular component (GO): mitochondrion; nucleus; cytoplasm
Molecular function (GO): ATP binding; nucleoside diphosphate kinase activity; dTMP kinase activity
Source: RefSeq, a predicted model, not a curated record
CGCCAAUUUCUUAUUUUCAUAAAACUGAAACUGAAAACUGCAAUUGAUAAACAUGCCCUAGGAAACGAUCAAACGAAGGAUUAGCUUGUAAAAGACCCCUGAAAAAUGUCCUGCCACCGAGGCACCGACUGUCGGGCUCAAUCUUGAACAUAUUUCCCGCCCUAAAUUUGUAGAGGGACGUGUUUAUUUUGCAGUUUGAAAAUUUCCGGUUUUACAAAUUGCCGCUGAAAAUCUUCGAACAAUACGAUUAUCAUAUCGUCAUUCGUCAAAUGCUGCGCACUUUUUCACAAUUGAAACCUCUCUUACUUUGUUUCAGGAAACAGGCAAGACGACCAUCAAUUCGGUAUAGUAGUGUUAAAUUUCAGGCGAAUUGUUCAAUUUUUGCUACCAAAAUGGAGAAUGAUUCCUCCAAGAAAACUGAGAUUUCUGCCCUAAACCCCAAUUCACAACCAAGAGGGGCUCUGGUGGUGUUAGAAGGGUUGGAUCGAAGUGGAAAGAGCUCUCAAUGUAGCGAGCUUCUCUCUCACUUGCAAAGUAUUGGGUGUCCUGUUGAGUUAUGGCGGUUUCCGGACCGAAAUACCGCUGUUGGGCAGAUGAUUUCUGCUUAUCUUUCCAAUGAAUCCAAUUUGGAUGACCAUACUAUUCAUCUCUUGUUCAGUGCUAAUCGAUGGGAGAAAAGAUCAUUGAUGGAGGAUAAGUUGAAAGCUGGGACCACUCUCAUUAUUGAUCGGUAUUCCUACUCUGGGGUGGCUUUCUCAUCAGCCAAAGGCCUUGAUUUUGAUUGGUGUAAGGCACCAGAGAUGGGAUUGUUGGCUCCGGACAUGGUCUUGUACCUUGAUAUAUCACCAGAGAAAGCUGCAGAAAGAGGAGGCUAUGGUGAUGAAAGAUACGAGCGUGUUGAUUUCCAGGGAAAGGUCAGAGAAAAAUAUCAGGCUCUUCAUGAUGCCUCAUGGAAGAUUGUUGAUGCCUGUUUGCCAAUGGAAGAAGUCCAGAAGAAGCUCAGAGAAUAUGUGGUUGAGUGUGUCGCGACAUGCCAGAACGGAAGGGCUCUCUCUCACCUCUGGUCACAUUAGGUAGCAUACAGUUGCUCGUAUACCAUAGUCAAUAGCUAUCUCCUACCUGUAGAUGUUCUCGUCCUAGCAUAUGCUGAAUUCUGAAUUGAGGUGUUUCUACCUUAUUUCCGGCUUUAGAAAAUACAAAUAGAUGAAGUUGUAGCUGUAUUGAACUUUGGCAAGGGUACAUUUGCUUUUGUAUUUCUAUGCUUAGUAAUUUAGUAGUGCUUAAGUGGGUGUAUUGCAUAUAAAAAGCUCUUUCUGAACAAAAUCCGUUGUAAAAUACAUCAGUUGUAUGCAAGAUCUAUUUAAAUUUCUUA